AUGGCGGAAUCACAAAAUUCUGGUGGCUCAAAUGCUGAGCCAACAGGUCUCACCAACCCUGGUGAAACCUUCGAAAAAAUGAAAGACCUCCUAAAGGCAAAAGACGAUACUUCUAGGUUCGUAGGACUUGCUCUUCUUAAAUCCGUUCUUGACAACGAACAACAGCUCGUCAAAAAUCCAGAACGCCUACAAAUACUUUGGGAAUCCAUAUCUCCAAAGUUCUUGGAUCGACUCCUAAGAUCUCAACUUAGUGGAAAAGUUGACAAAAGCCAAGCGAAGGAUAUGGUAGAUCUCGCAGUAGCUGUAAUACACACAUUCUCUAUACUAUUACCAGAAAAUAUAAGAAGGGAAUCACAGCUCACUGGAAGGACAGGAACACUAGUCAAGGCACUUGUCCAAAGCUCCCCUGAAACUACACAGCUCAUUCUUCAAACGCUGUUGACUAUAGUCAGUCAAGUAGAUGGCUCCCUAGAAUUUUUAAAGAUCGAGGAUCUUUCCCCGUUGAUAGAAAUAGCGCCACAAUAUCCUCUUGUCCUGGAUAUCCUGAAUUAUACUUGGGCAAAUGGAUCUACAAUCAAUACCGAGGUACAAGCAGUUCAUAGAAGUAUCAACAAAGUGAUCCCAAAUCUGCUUGUGGUAUUCAAAGGAACUGACGCUGUCACAUUUUUAUCAUUCAUUGCAAGCUUUAUUCCAAAGUUGUCUUCGGAGGCACUUCCACGCAGUCCGAAAUGGCUUCAACCUAUAACUAUCUUACUUCGCGCCUUGAUCAAUAGGAGACCUACGCUUGUUGGUAGAGUAGCAUAUACUCAGGCAGCAGCGGCACUACUCCAAGCAUACCCUGCGACUUGUCCGUCGUUGUUAUUUAAAGAUGAUACUUCCAAUACCUUGGACAAAUUGCCAAGGAACAGCAAGCCGUUUUCUUAUUUAUUCGUGAAUCUUUUAUUGAUUGACUUGCGAUCCUCUUUUCCAACACUAUUGGCCAAAUUGAAUAAUAGUGAUUAUUCAAAUAUUUCACAACGAUUGGCAGCCGCAUUCGAUGUCAUCUCAAGUUUCAUAGGGUAUCUUGUCCGAAGUCUCGAUGACGAAAAUUCCAGUUCUUUCGCCAUGCCCCCGGAUUUGAUGUUGAAAUUACGCAAGGAUGUUGCCGAGACAAUGUCUUUAUCAAUCGAGUAUCUACGAGAUAGAUGGGAUGCAUCUGUUGCCGGUGCUUCUGGACUCCAUCCCUCCGCGCGAGCUGGAACAACUGCUACAUCAGAAGGAACAAGACUUACUCUAACAUGGGAUUCUAUUGAAGAUAAUGUUACUACGGACCCUCUAAUCCUCGCUAGUAUCAGAGGAUUGGCCAUAUGGAUCCGCGAGGACGAGAACGAAAAUUUGCGAAAAGAAAGUGCUGGUAUGAUGGAUAUGUUCAUCGAACUGUACAAAAUAAGUAACAAGGACGAACCUGACUUCAGAUUUCCCAUAUUACUGGCACUUGAGGGUAUCAUGACUACCGAGGAUGGCGUAGAAGCUUUCUUGAAUCAAGAUGGAUGGCAAGUCGUCUCCGAAGACCUCGCGAGUAUCCUCGGCAAAACCACCGAUACCUCAACCGUCGACAGCCAUUCUCUCAUGAUCGCAGAAUCCGCAAGAGGUCUUCAAAUUGUACGCGUUCUUCUUUCAGUCAUCGAUGAGGAAUCAACAUCAUAUAUCAAACAGGAAUGGUUAAGCGCAAUCUCAACUACAUCUACCAUGAAUCUUCCUGCCUCUACGUCGCCCUCAAUAAUCAUUGAGCUACAUAUUGCCAUGCUGCAAUUAUCCACAGCUUUAUUAUCAAAAGCAGGAGAGGGGAUGCAGAAGCGUUACGCGGAUGAACAAAAGGUUCUGGACAAACUUGCGGAGCAGUUGGAGACCAUAGUGAGUAAAAUGGACGAUAAAAAGGAGAUAGAUGAGUUUGCGGAACUAUUGGCGGAUGUGGUAUUAGAUUUGGAAAAUCUGAGAAGGAGUAGAUGA
Sclerotinia borealis F-4128 is the source of this 1989-nucleotide messenger RNA. The record is from the annotation of a GenBank genome assembly. Lineage: Eukaryota; Fungi; Ascomycota; Leotiomycetes; Helotiales; Sclerotiniaceae.